Molecule: messenger RNA, 4278 nt
Organism: Oncorhynchus mykiss (rainbow trout)
Lineage: Eukaryota; Metazoa; Chordata; Actinopteri; Salmoniformes; Salmonidae
Source: RefSeq, a predicted model, not a curated record
UCCGGGUGGUUGUCACAGACGCUUUUUGGAUAAUUCAGAUUAGUUACAAAUGGAGCAGAUUGUAACAGAUUUUCAUUGACUGCAAACAAAACGCUCUGAUCGAGAGGCAGGAUGGAAUGGCAGGGGGACCUUCCACAGGAUCAUGCCUUUGUAGAGCUCCUGCUUCCUGGGCUUCCCAGCGAGCUGGAUAUCCAACAGCUGCUCCGAGACACAGAGGACAAACUCAAACUCAAUGCCUGCAGUAUAGAACAGAGUCUGAAGGAACUGCAGGGGAAGAUGGGUGAGUCCUGGACGGGGGAGCGUCCACCCAGCCCAACGGAAUGUCUGCAGUGGUUUAACCCACGGAACCCCAGCACCGUCAGGCCUGUCGCCACAGGAAACCAGGAGCUCCUGGACUUCCUGAAAGCUCUGCUCCAGUACCUUAGGACCGAGGAGGAGGGGCGAGAGGACGUGACCCUCCAGCUGCUCCACAACAUCUCCUCCCAGUGUGGCGUGUCCUUCCCCAACACCACCCCCUCGCCCACCCCCCAGCAGCCCGGCCCCUCGGCACACACCUCGGUCCACACGGUCAGGGACGACAGUGCUCUGGAGAGCCAUGAGGUGUGGGAUGAGGUAAGGCUCCAGCUGCGGCGCCACCUGCUGGACAGACUUUCCUGUCCCCUCCCCGUCCCUCAGCGCAUCUACUGUCUGCAGCAGCUGUUCUUCCUCUACCCAGAGUGGGAGGUGCUGACGCUCUACCAGGGCCUGAGGAGCCAGGCUGUCCUGUCUCUGCUCCACUCUGCCCUGGCCACCAGCCCCGGUGGGAAGGAGACGGGCUUCGACAGGCUGGCCCUGGGGCUCCGUGCUGCCGCCCCAGCCCUGUGCUCGGCCCUCAGGGAGGAGCUCCAGGUCCUCAAUGGGGUGGCCAAGCCCCAUACCAUUCUGGGUUUCCUGAAUGCUGCCUACCUGAACACUGUGUCCCAGGAGCUGGGCGCCAUGAUGGAGAGAGAGUGUGAGAACGCCCUAAAGGACAACACUACGCUGAGCGGUGGCAAGGGGAGGAAGAGCUCGGCCAGGACCAAGGCUACUGUAGCGCCUCUGGAGCUGCCCCCCAGGAGAGACAGGAACUUCAGCCUAACAUCUCACCAGCUGAGGGUCCUGACCCAGCUAGCCUGCACUCUGCUGGGCCUGGAGAGCCAAGUGGACGAGCUGGCCACUCAACUGGCAUUCAUCAACUGUGCUGGGGAGACUCCCUGCAGUGUGAGAGGAAUAUUGAAAAAGACCAAAGAUGACAUGGAUAUGACCACUGUCGAUGGUAGCAAGACCACGGCAGAGACGCUCUUCCAGAGUCCGGAGGCCAUUGUUCUGGAGUUUGAUUGGAGGGCUGCUUUCAGGAAGCUGGUGCCCCAUAUGGCUCACUGUGUCAAGGUGGUGCUGGAGGAUGUGUGCACCAAGAGUCUGCAGCAGGAGGAGCUGUCACACACAUCUGGCUCCGCCCACUUGGUCCUGACUAGCACACCCCACAGAGAUGACUCCUCCCUCACCUGCCCAGAGAGGGACCGCCCCAAGAUGGUCGCCAAGUUCUGUGGCGACAUCAUGGGGGAGUGUGAUGCCCUCCUGCCCCUGGCGGAGGCGUGUGGAGAUGCCGCCCUCCUGGAGGUGCGCUGCAGCUUCGUGGAGGUGUGUGCCUGGGUCACGUCUGCCAUCCUGGGUCGUGUGGAGGAACGGGCAGGGGAGGUGCCCUCUGCUGCCCCCUUGAAGAACCUUAUUGCUCUGCUGGGCACCAGUAUGUACAUCCACCAACGGCUGUGUCACUAUGAGGCCCAACUCAGAGAGACUAACCCCACCGCAGCCAGAGUCCCCAUGACACUGCUGCCCAUCCAGAGGUACCAGGAUGUGACGGAGGGCCUGAGAGAGCAGCUGGCCAGCUACUGUGUCCAGGUGUGCACCAGCACUAUCCUGCAAGACGCAGAGAGCCACCACUGGGCUGACCCCAAACCCUUCUACGAGGGUGAUAGGUGUUCAUUCUCAGUGCAGAUGUGGCACUACUUCCUGACUGGGCUGCGUACUGACCUGUGGUUGGCUGUGCCAGGCUCUGUGGGGCGGGACGUGCUUGCUCAGGUGACCAGUGAGAGUCUGCAGGUUCUGGUGCAGAGGUACUCCAGGGCACGGCCCUCCUACAAGAGGCACCUGCAGAUCAGGAGUGACAUCACGGUGGUGCUGCUGUGUGUGGAGCAGCUCAUGUGGAGUGUGUGUGAGCGGCCCGAGGCGCUGGCUCAGUCAGAGCCAUCGGUGGCGGGCUGCGUCUGGGUCGCCUCAAUCCACAGCCUGUGUGACCAGCUCCUGACCACGCUGGUCAUAGUGACCGCACCCCUGCCUCAGCUCUACUGGACUUUCCAGGACAGACCUGGAGAGGGCUCCGCGCCAGCUCUGGCCCAUUCCCCAGGCAGCCCUGGCAUACACUGGCUCUGUGCCAUCCACCCUGGCCUGUUCACCCAGCAGGCAGCACGGGAGGGCCUGGCGGGCGAAGCGACCUCCGAGUGCCAGCUGAGGCUGCUGACCUCUGACCCAAGAUGCAGUCCCAGGUUGCUGCUGACCGCCAUCCUGCACAGAGACUGUCACCUGCUGCGAGUCCUCCUGGAACACUCCCAUUUCUGCGUGGAGGAGGAGGCAGAUGCUGAUGCUGUGUGUCCUGUGAAGAGCGAUGCUGGAGAUGAGUUUAUGGAGGCUGUGUACAACGUGCUCAGCUCUCUGAACAAUGUCCCAAAAGCCCUGACUCUGGCCCUGGAGACUUACUUUGACAGAGGACACUUAUGGGACUAUCUAUACAGCCCGGCAGAUUCAGUGCGGCCUGUCCCCGUGGUGAUCAGCUUUAUCCGGGCAGUGGUCAACCAGCCUGUCCACUGCCUUCUGGGCCAUCUGGUCACCAUGGUACUGGCUUGGCAGGCCUCUGAGGAUCCCUGUUCCUCCCUGCUCAGACGGGACAUCCCAGACAACAUCCUCACUAAAGUCCCCAGGGAGUGGAGCUAUACCCUUCAGACACCCAAGGGGAGGGAAUCAGCUAAUAGUGUGGUGAAUCUGGCACUCCAGGCCCUCUCCUUCAUCUACACCAACCUGCCCUCGGCCGUGGCUUCCCUCCCUCUGCCAGUACGCUUCCUCUUUCACACCGCAGAGAAACACCUUUCCCAGCAUGCUCGGCAGCUGCGCUCCACAGGCCUGCUCCUCUGGGCCCUCCUUAGCUGUCUCUGCCAGUGCCUGGAGGACCCCAACUCACUGGAGCUGCUGUGCGGCUUGCCUUUGGACCGGGGGGCCAAGGAGAGACUGGCCCUGCUGUCAGAGUGCCUCCAGGGGACCAUGGGCCAGGGCCAGCAGAAGGGUGUGCCCAAGCCCACUGUGCACAAGGUACUGCAGGCUCUGGAGGAGAGGAGGCCCAAGUGGUGCUCCAUGCAGCUGCAGAAGGCCCGCAAGCUCUGCUCCGAGAGUGCGUUUGAGUGGGGCGAGAGUGGUGUUCCACAGGAGGGGGGCGGCGGUGUGGCUGAGGCGACUGAGCAGAAAAUAGGGCUGAUACUCCUGGAGAUUUGCCACAAACCAGGUGGCUCCGAGUACCUGAGGCAAAUCUAUCAUAUCAUCCAAGUCAAUGAGCCACUGUUGAGGUCCAAGCUGUGUGUGUCCAGUGACCCCCCAAUUGACUCUCCUCAGACAGUAACCUUUGACCUGGGAACAGACAGCCCUGGUCACCCCUCACCCCGGUUCAACCCCCUCCACCAGUUUGACCACAUCGGCAGCAACAAGUUAGACCAGUGUCUCCUCAUAUAUCAACAGGCAGCCGUGGGAGACUGGGCCUGGGACUGGGCCACACUGCUGCCAACUUACCAGGGGAUGAGUCAGGUGACCUUGAGAGCACUCCUGGUCAACAGGUGGGAGAUGCAGUAUGGUGCAGUUCUGGAAGAUGAAGAGAAGCCUCUGGUGGAGGAGCUGCAGAAAGCCUACUUCAACCAGAGCCCUGGAUCCCAAGGCGCCCCCCCCCCACCUCCGGAGUCACCCAGGCAGCACCAGGAUGAACAGCAUGCAGCAGCAAACAUCAGCAAUUAAAUCUGCUGCACUCCUUCCUCCAAAAGGCCCUUUGUGUUAAACGAGAAACAUUGUAACGUCUGCACAGUACAGCUAAGGGAGAAGCUGUGUGUGCGUGUGCGUGCGUGUGCGCGUGUGUGUGUGUGUGUGUGUGUGCGUGCGUGCGUGUGUGUGUGUGUGUGUACGUUACUUUCAAAAUGUUAUCCGUUACUAGUUACCUGUCCAAAG